Molecule: messenger RNA, 1762 nt
Organism: Salvia hispanica
Lineage: Eukaryota; Viridiplantae; Streptophyta; Magnoliopsida; Lamiales; Lamiaceae
Product: cell division cycle 20.2, cofactor of APC complex-like
Biological process (GO): positive regulation of anaphase-promoting complex-dependent catabolic process; anaphase-promoting complex-dependent catabolic process; positive regulation of ubiquitin protein ligase activity
Cellular component (GO): anaphase-promoting complex
Molecular function (GO): protein binding; anaphase-promoting complex binding; ubiquitin ligase activator activity
Source: RefSeq, a predicted model, not a curated record
GAUCCCAAAUCAAAAAGGUUCCUCACCAACAACCAUUCCAAUCAUCUCUUGUGCUCAAAUCUCAAUCGAUCUCUCUCUCUGUUAAUUGUUUUUCUAAGUCUAACUAAUCCAAUUUUUAAACUGAUGUUGUAUACCGAUUCUUCUUCUUCUGCUGCAGGAAUUCGAUUAUUUUUAUAUUUGUGUAUCUAUAUCUGCUAUUGUUAUUGUGUUUUGUGCUAACAUAUGGAAACAGGAAACAUGAACACAUCUUCCACACCGAACAAGGGUAAAUCGCAACUCCCCCUGCAAGAGAAGCUCCUGCAGAGAAGAAAUUCCAAGGAGAAUUUGGAUCGCUUCAUACCGAAUAGGUCGGCGAUGGAUUUCGACUAUGCUAAUUACAUGCUUACAGGUAAGGAAAAUCCAAAUCCAUCUACCAGCGCCUCUCCAUCCAGGGAAGCAUACAGGAAGCAGCUUGCAGAAACCUUCAACAUGAACAGAACUCGGAUUUUGGCUUUCAAGAACAAACCACCAAACCCAGUUGAGGCGAUCCCCAGUGAUUUCUCAUCUCACCAACUCAAAUCUGCCAAACCACGCCGUCACAUUCCUCAGACUUCUGAGAAGACACUAGAUGCCCCUGACAUUAUAGAUGAUUAUUACUUGAAUCUAUUGGACUGGGGCAGCAGCAAUGUUCUUUCCAUCGCUCUUGGACACACUGUGUAUUUGUGGGAUGCUUCUGAUGGAGCUACCUCCGAACUCGUUACUAUCGAUGAUGAGUGUGGCCCUGUCACCACUGUCAAAUGGGCUCCUGAUGGAAGGCAUAUUGCUGUCGGUCUCAACAACUCUGAAGUUCAGUUAUGGGAUUCCACCUCUAAUAGACUGCUGCGAACGUUGAAAGGAGGGCACAGAGCUCGAGUUGGUGCCAUGGACUGGAACAAUCACAUCCUGACAACCGGAGGUAUGGAUGGUCAGAUUUUCAACAAUGAUGUGAGAGUGAGGUCGCACAUUGUUGAAACUUAUACUGGACAUGACCAAGAAGUCUGUGGGCUUAAGUGGUCAGCAUCUGGCCAGCAGUUGGCUAGUGGUGGAAACGACAACGUCCUCCAAAUCUGGGACAGAUCCAUGGCAGCAUCUAAUGCUCCUACUCAGUGGCUUCACAGGCUCGAGGAGCAUACCGCUGCUGUUAAAGCACUCGCAUGGUGUCCCUUUCAGAGUAACCUACUGGCAUCCGGUGGAGGCGCUGGAGAUAGGUGCAUCAAGUUCUGGAACACACACACUGGCGCGUGUGUGAACUCAGUGGACACCGGCUCACAAGUCUGUGCUCUUUUGUGGAACAAAAACGAGCGCGAACUGCUCAGUUCUCAUGGUUUUACACACAAUCAGCUUACUCUGUGGAAGUAUCCAUCAAUGGUGAAGAUGGCUGAACUCACUGGGCACACCUCUCGAGUUCUUUAUAUGGCGCAGAGCCCAGAUGGGUGCACAGUUGCAUCUGCAGCAGGAGACGAGACUCUUCGAUUUUGGAAUGUUUUUGGGACACCUGAAGUUGCUUCUAAGCCUGCACAGAAGACAAACUCAGUGCCAUUCGCUCACUUGAACCGCAUCAGAUGAUCGGUGGCAAUGGAGAAAUAUGGUUGAUACAGAACUUAUGUACAUAUAUUAUAUAUAUACGUAUGUGGUAAAUAGUUGUAAUUUAUACAUGUGUUUCUUCUUGCCGGCUUAGUCACCCAUCGUGACAAUCCAAAACUUCUGAAAAUAUCAAUAAUAUAUGGUAACUGCAUCUUUUUAA